This is a messenger RNA of Aspergillus nidulans FGSC A4, 1570 nucleotides long. RefSeq lists its product as uncharacterized. The transcript is spliced from 3 exons. Bases 182 to 1396 code for a protein of 404 amino acids. Lineage: Eukaryota; Fungi; Ascomycota; Eurotiomycetes; Eurotiales; Aspergillaceae. The record is from RefSeq and is a predicted model, not a curated record. Gene Ontology annotation, biological process: GDP-mannose biosynthetic process; carbohydrate metabolic process. Gene Ontology annotation, molecular function: mannose-6-phosphate isomerase activity; zinc ion binding.
GCGGACGGUCUCGGCUCCUGUUGCUGGAUCAUGACGAAAGAUCUCUCGAUUUGGGUGCUGAGUGUCCUGUCAUGUCAUGCAUGCGGUUACAGGUACAUAAAAGGCCUAUCCAGGUCCACGUCGCAGUGGCAUUAAACCAUCAAUACAUAAAUCCUCAUUAUAAAACGAUAUCAACGCAAAUAUGACUGACAGUGUGGUUCAGCUCAAAUGCGGUGUCAAGCACGACCCAUGGGGAAAGCAAGGGAAGGAGUCUCUCGCCGGCCAGCUCUGGGCCAAGACGGCCGGGACAACGGGGAUGUCUGACAACGAGACGUACUCUGAGAUGUGGAUGGGUACAUAUCCCACCGUCCCUUCACGACUGCUUCGGACUGGAGAAACACUGGAAAACUAUCUUAAGCGCAAGCCCGAGCUCAUCGGCCAGUCAGUGAAAGAAAAAUUCGCAGACAAUAUUCCGUUCUUACCUAAGAUCCUCUCCUUCGCGAAAGCCCUCCCGCUUCAAGUCCACCCGGACAAGCGCGUAGCGGAGAGCCUGAACCUCAAAGACCCGGAACAGUUCGGCGACGCAAACCACAAGCCCGAGAUCGCCGUUGCCCUGUCUGAGUUCGAGCUCUUUGCGGGCUUCAAGCCACUAAGCGACAUCGGGGCCCUGAUGAAGCUCAAGCCGCUCGAACAGUUCGUCCCGGCGAAUACUGAACUUGACGACGAACUGCUUCGCCAGAUUUGCAAAAAGUUCCUGCAGUUGCCGCCCGAGAGCGUCAAGGAUAUUGUCACCCAGCUCUCAAAAUUGCCAAAGAGUGAGUUUGGCGCAAAGCAUGAGUAUGUGCCGGCUCUGCUGGAGCGCGUGAGCCAGCAGUACUCGGAGUCGGAUAACGGUGCUCUCGUUGCUGUACUGCUGAUGAACUACAUGGUACUCCAGCCGGGCGAGGCCGUCUGUGUCCCAGCCGACAGUAUCCACGCCUACCUGAAGGGUGAUAUUCUCGAGUGCAUGGCGCGGUCGGACAACGUCCUCGCGACGGGUUUCUGCCCGCAAGCUGACAGGAACAACGUCGACCUUUUCGCGAAAAUACUCUCGUUCAAACCGCACAGUAUGGAGCAGGCACAGCUAGAUAGGAAGAAGAGUGAACGGGGCGAAAGGCAGAAGACGUAUGAAUACGCGCCGCCAUUCUCAGAGUUCAACGUCCUCGCGACUAUUCUGGGCGCUGGUGAGGAGGAACGACAUAGGGCUAUUGGCGGGCCAAGUAUAAUCAUCGUUACUAAGGGGUCUGCUGAGCUGGUUGUCGAGAAAGAGACGAAAUUGGAGGCCCAUGAGGGGUCAGUAUGGUUUGUUGGUGCCGGUGUACCGCUGGAUAUUCUGUCCAAGGAGGGGGCGGAGCUGUAUAGGGCCUAUGCGGAGUAACGGCCACAACACUGCAAAGGACGGUUAUGAGGUGAUUUGAUGGAUAAUUUGCAUGUACAGACUACAGAAUACGAGAGUACAAGAUUGAUUGCAGGAUGUCUACGUACAUCGGCCGAAAUACUGUAGCUCGAUCCUGUUCCAACAGCGCUAAAUCGAAACAAGCUAAUUAUCCCA